UCAGGUGUCGCAAACACAGAAACGUUACCAAACUUUGGAAAGCAUUGUCUAAUUGAAUGAGCAGGGACAAACAGCUUGUAGUCAGAAGUACGUGCGCUGUUCUCGGGCCUGAACGCACCCCAAGUCUUGGAUGACAAAUCAACAGAACAGAGAGUCGACUCGACACGGCUGGUAGUUUCUUCAAUUUAUUCAGAAUUGGUGUUACCAGUCCCAAGUGUCUUGCAAUCACAGCUGUUUAGGGCCUGACCGGUGGGGGAUAAUUUUUCCUCAGUGUAACAGCAGAUUGCAAUCACCCGUCAACAUCGUGACCAGGAAAGUACUACCGGACCAAAGGCUCGCACCACUGCACUUUCUCAGAUACAGACACGCUUUUCACGGAAACCUCUCCAACAAUGGUCAUACAGUGCAACUGGAUUUACCUCCCGGUAUGAAAAUCAAAGGAGGGAAUCUGUCCACAACAUACACCGCACUUCAACUCCACUUCCACUGGGGCAAAGAUGGGGGCCCUGGCUCUGAGCACACAAUAGAUGGCGAAUCGUAUCCGAUGGAAAUGCACAUUGUGCACAUCAAGGAACAAUACGUUUCAUUGUCACAGGCUUUAAGUGAUCCAGAAGGCGUGGCGGUUCUUGGCAUCUUCUUCCAGGAGUCAAAUUCAGCCAACAAAAAGUUUGAACCGCUCAUAAAAGCUCUGAAGAGAAUCCCACGACCGUCCAACAAAACAACAGUGCGGGGCAUCUCCCUGCAAAUGUUUCUUCCUCCACCCACCGACAUGAGAGAUUAUUUCCGCUACCUCGGAUCCCUCACCACACCUGACUGUGCCCAAUCUGUUCUUUGGACCCUUUUUGAAAAUACCGUACCCCUCAGUAGGCAACAGCUGUCCGCCUUCUCCCAGCUUCGCUUCCCCGGCGGGAGGCCGAUGGUGAAUACCUUCCGAGCCGUGCAGCCCCUGAACGCAAGGCAGGUGUAUCGCUCCGGAUCCCGCAUCGCCUCUUCACUCAGCCCUGCGCUCGUCAUCUCAUCUGUGCUUAUGUUGUACUCCGUGUGAAGCACAAAGAAAUGUUCAUCUGGACUUAAAGUUCAGAGGAGACACUUCAAAUGGAUUGAAUGUCAAUGGCAGCCAAUGUGCUAAGGGUGUACCCCAUGGUUCCAUGUAGGGACCAUUACCCUUCUCCAUUUAUUUAUUGUAUAUAGUCUUACUUACUAACACAUACGUCAAAAAGAACUCAAAGUGCAGGGUUUCAUCACACUUAGAGAAAACAAAACUCUUCCAAACAAUUAGGAAUGCUGCUUUAAUUGUUGCGACUGCGCCAUAAAAAUGCAUCGUGUGCUUGAUGGAGAAGAAAAACAAAAAUCGGCGAGAUGAUGCACUUUUGAGCACCUGUGAGUGCCCUCUGUUGAGUUUCCUUGUAAUGACAAGAAUGGUGAUAUGUUCCAGCUAUUAUUUUGAUGACUUGAUUUUAAU
Molecule: messenger RNA, 1462 nt
Organism: Corythoichthys intestinalis (scribbled pipefish)
Lineage: Eukaryota; Metazoa; Chordata; Actinopteri; Syngnathiformes; Syngnathidae
Product: carbonic anhydrase 4-like
Exons: 8
Coding region: 428-1045 (205 amino acids)
Biological process (GO): one-carbon metabolic process
Cellular component (GO): plasma membrane
Molecular function (GO): carbonate dehydratase activity; zinc ion binding
Source: RefSeq, a predicted model, not a curated record